Messenger RNA from Mesorhabditis spiculigera, 1518 nucleotides. NCBI's taxonomy places the organism in Eukaryota, Metazoa, Nematoda, Chromadorea, Rhabditida, Rhabditidae. The record is from the annotation of a GenBank genome assembly.
AUGAUUAAACAUAUCCCUAUGAACCAAGUGAGCUGCUGCGAAGCACCAGUACAAGAGAAUGGCAAAUUACCUGUUGCGAUCAUUGGAGCUGGACCGGUUGGUCUUGCGGCAGCAGCACAACUCAUUUCAAAAGGUGAGCCGUUUAUGUUGUUUGAAGCUGGAGAUGAAGUGGGGGCAAACAUUCGCAAAUGGGAACAUGUACGACUGUUCUCGCCAUGGCAGUAUAACAUCGAUAAAGCUGCUAAAGAGUUACUACUAAAGGCGAAUUGGGUUGCUCCACAAAACGAAAAGAUCCCAACAGAUGAAAUCGGAUUUUUUGAAUGGGCUGCAUUACACAUGGCAAGGCUCGCAAGAGGUAAUGGCAAGCUGAUGUUCGUUUAUGUUGUGCUGCUUGGAGCAGGUGUAGCAGCGUUCUUUGCAAAUGACGGUGCCGCACUGAUAUUAACACCCAUUGUGCUUGCCAUGGUCCGAGCGCUCAAAUUUGAUCAAAAGAUGAUUUUACCUUUUAUCAUCGCAAGUGGUUUUAUUGCAGAUACAACUUCACUUCCGCUCGUCGUUAGCAACCUUGUCAAUAUCGUUUCUGCGGAUUACUUUGGUAUUGGAUUUGUGGAAAAGAGCAUUCCAGGAAACUACGAAGUCAGUCAGCUCAAAAAGCCAGCUGAAGCGAUCAAGGAUAAGAAACUGUUCAAAAUAUCUUGGGUGAUCUUAGCCGUGCUACUGAUUGCGUACUUGAUGAGCGAGUUCAUUCAAGUUCCGGUGUCUGUUAUCGCUGGGGUUAUUGCCAUCUUGUUUAUUUUAGCUGCACGACGGAGUCACGCUAUUCAAACCUGGAAGCUCAUUAAAGGGGCUCCAUGGGCAGUCGUGAUUUUCUCCAUUGGUAUGUACGUCGUCGUUUAUGGACUGCGAAAUGUAGGAUUGACGGAUGAACUUGGUAAGGUCAUUCAAGCUAUUGCCGACCAAGGGCUCUACAUCUCCACACUUGGUAUGGGUUUUCUAGCUGCAGUAUUGUCUUCGGUUAUGAACAAUAUGCCGACAGUGAUGAUUGAUGCGCUUGCUAUUGAUGGAACGAAUGUCAUUGAUCCUGAGAUCUUAAAGCAAGCAGACUACAUCAUCACGCUUUGUGGUCAUGCCAACGAUAAUUGUCCGGUUGUACGUAAUGACAAAGCCGAAAGAUGGCACUGGGGCUUCGAUGAUCCAGCUAAGGCGACAGGUACAGAGGAAGAAAUCACAGCUACGUUCGCCGAAGUCCGUGAUUCAAUUAAGGCUCGAAUUGAGCAAUUCUUGAAAGAAGUCGUGGUGGAUCUGCGGGAAGAAGCAACAGAAUGUGCAUAUCCAGCAGCUCAUGUGAAGUGGGUAAAGGUUCCGCUUGAUGACAACACGAAAGAAAACGAAGCCGAACUUUUUAAACAAGCAAUUGAUGAGGUUGUUGGAGCUUAUAACGCCGGCAAGAAAGUUGCCUUUCACUCUCAAUAUUACAAAGAUGCAGCUGAUCCAUGUGAUCGGCUGCUUUUGUUCAAC